This is a messenger RNA of Miscanthus lutarioriparius, 1125 nucleotides long. The record is from the annotation of a GenBank genome assembly. NCBI's taxonomy places the organism in Eukaryota, Viridiplantae, Streptophyta, Magnoliopsida, Poales, Poaceae.
AUGUCUGCCACCGAACCGGCAGCCAGUGUGGCCUCCGACGGCUUCGACCGGCGGCGCGAGCUGCAAGCGUUCGACGACACCAAGGCAGGCGUGAAGGGGCUCGUCGACGCCGGCGUAACAGCCAUCCCGGCCAUCUUCCGCCACGCCCCGGAGUCCCUGGAGGCGACCUCGUCCCCACCGCCCACCGACGUCGUGGCCGCCGGCAUCAUCAUCCCGGUCAUCGACCUCGCGGCCGCACCGCGAGGAGAGGUGGCCAACCAGAUGAAGCGCGCGGCCGAGACCGUGGGGUUCUUCCAGGUGACCAACCAUGGCGUGCCGCGGGAGCGCAUGGCCGGCGUGCUCGCCGGGGUGAGGCGGUUCAACGAGCAGCCAGCGGAGGUGAAACGCCGCUUCUACACCAGGGACACUGCGCGCAAGGUGAGGUUCAGCUCCAAUUACGACCUCUUCCAGUCGAAGGCCGCCAACUGGCGCGACACCCUCUUCUGCGAGCUGGCGCCGGACCCGCCGCGGCCUGAGGAGCUCCCCGAGGCUGUCAGGGACGUGAUGCUGGAGUACGGCGACGCGGCGACGAAGCUGGCGCUGUGGGUGUUGGAGCUGCUGUCGGAGUCCCUCGGGCUGGGCAGCGAUCACCUGCGCCAGAUGGGCUGCGCGCAGAGCCUGAACGUGGCGAGCCACUACUACCCGCCGUGCCCGGAGCCGCACCUCACCCUCGGCACCAGCAGGCACGCCGACGCCACCUUCGUCACCGUCCUCCUGCAGGACAUGGGCGGCCUGCAGGUGCUCCUCGACCGCAGGGGCUGGGUGGACGUCCCUCCCCUGCCCGGCGCUCUGAUCGUCAACAUCGGCGACUUUCUUCAGCUUGUCAGCAACGGCCGGUUCAGGAGCGUGGAGCACCGGGUCCUGGCGAACAAGAGCAGGGACACGCCCAGGGUAUCGGUGGCGUGCUUCUUCAACGCGGACACGAAGAGAUCUACGAGGCUUUAUGGGCCCAUCACGGAUGGCAGCGAUCCCCCGCUCUACAAGAGCGUCACAGCUAGAGAGUUCGUCGCGUACUCGUACAGCAAAGGUCUCGACGGUCGCCCGCUUGAGCACUUCCGGUUGGGGGCAGAAGAACAUUACUCCUAG